Molecule: messenger RNA, 2605 nt
Organism: Macaca mulatta (Rhesus monkey)
Lineage: Eukaryota; Metazoa; Chordata; Mammalia; Primates; Cercopithecidae
Source: RefSeq, a predicted model, not a curated record
CAAAACAAAAUGAUUGUAGAAUCGUCUUCCGAAAAUAUUUAUUCCCUACGAUUACGUUUAGGUUAAGUGUUAGGCAGUGGAGACUUGGCUGCUACAAUCUCGAACAGGCACCGGCAAUGUCGGUAAUAGUAUUACGUCUUAAAGACGUAAAGAAACCUUUUACAUUUACGAAGGUUCUGGAACCCUUCAGGUCACGUGACUACACAGGAAGCCAUUUUACAACCCCAACGAGGUGGACCAUGGAGUGCCCCGAGGGACGGCUCCCCGUUUCUUCAGAAAAUGAUUCAACACCAACAGUUUCAACAUCGGAAGUAACUAGCCAACAAGAGCCCCAAAUUCCUGUCGACCGUGGGUCUGAAACCACCUGUGAAAGCAGCGCCGACAUUGCUGGCGACCAAGGCACCCAGAUUCCUGCCGACCAGUACGCUCAAACGGAUGCGGACGGCAGCGCCCAGGCUGCUGCCCAGGCCCCAGAAAACUUCCAGGAAGGGAAAGACAUGAGUAAAAGCCAGGAUGAAGUUCCUGAUGAAGUUGAGAACCAGUUUAUAUUGCGUCUGCCUCUGGAACACGCUUGUACUGUCAGGAACCUAGUACAUUCUCAAAGUGUCAAGAUGAAGGAUAAACUAAAAAUUGACUUACUGCCUGAUAGGCGCCAUGCAGUUGUUGAAGUAGAAGAUGUUCCACUAGCUGCUAAGCUGGUUGAUUUGCCUUGUGUUAUUGAAAGCCUGAGAACGCUUGAUAAAAAAACUUUUUAUAAAACAGCAGACAUUUCUCAGAUGCUUGUGUGCGCUACUGAUGGUGAUAUCCACCCUUCUCCAGAAGAAUCAGCUGCCUCUGCUGAUCCUAAUAUAACCAGGAAAAAAGAAAGGGGGAGAGAGAAAAAAUAUGUCUGGAAGCAUGGCAUUACUCCACCACUUAAGAAUGUCAGAAAGAAAAGGUUCCGGAAAACACAAAAAAAGGUCCCUGAUGUCAAAGAAAUGGAAAAAAGCAGCCUUCCUGAGUACAUUGAAUCUCCAGAUGUGGAAAAUGAAGUAAGGAGACUGCUGCGUUCAGAUGCUGAAGCCAUAAGUACCCGUUGGGAAGUCGUUGCUGAAGAUGGAACCAAGGAAAUAGAAAGUCAAGGCUCCAUCCCAGGAUUUGUGAUAUCCUCGGGAAUGAGCAGCCACAAGCAGGGUCAUACCUCAUCAGUAGAAUAUGAUAUGCUUCGGGAGAUGUUCAGUGAUUCUAGAAGUAACAAUGAUGAUGAUGAGGAUGAGGAUGAUGAAGAUGAGGAUGAGGAUGAGGAUGAGGAUGAGGAUGAAGAUGACGAAGAAGAAGAGGAGGAAGAUUAUUCUGAAGAGUAUCUGGAAAGGCAGCUUCAGGCCAAGUUUAUUGAAUCUGGCCAGUAUAGGGCAAAUGAAGGUACCAGUUCAAUAGUCAUGGAAAUUCAGAAGCAGAUUGAUAAAAAGGAGAAAAAGCUCCAUGAGAUUCAGAAUAAAGCACAAAGACAGAAGGAUCUCAUCAUGAAAGUGGAAAACCUGACACUCAAGAAUCAUUUUCACUCUGUGCUGGAGCAGCUUGAGAUACAGGAAAAAAAAAAAAAUGAGAAGCUCAUUUCCCUACAGGAACAAUUGCAGCGUUUUCUGAAGAAGUGAGGAGAGCCAUUGGCCUGGCACACAAACCUUGGAUCCACCAUCCAGACUGAAGACUGGAUGAAACUGUGCAUGUUUCUGUCCCUUCCAUUGCCUUAUGUUGAAUCAGUUAUAUUUAUCUGUACCUUCUUUGCUACUUAUAAUAUGCUCAAAGUUUGUAGUCAUGUAGAAAAGGCCAGUAUAAAAAUAUAGUAGACUUAGAUACCCCACACGACCAUGAGACUUUCUCUUUGUCAAUUUGGGAAUUAUUAUUAUUAAUUUAGAAAUGGGGUCUUGUUAGGUUGCCCAGGCCGAAUUCAGACUCCUGGGCUUAAGGGAUCCUCCUGCCUCAGCCUCCUGAGUAGCUGGGACUACAGGUGUGCACCACCACACCAAACAAGAAUUGAUUAUAUUGCUUCUGUGCUAUGGUACCAGCAGAUGAUUCAGUCAUGCUUCCAAAGGCAGUCUAGUCUAGAGGCCAUACAGCUGUUUGGUUUGCAUAUGUUUUAGCUUUUCUUUUGGUUUUUAGUAUUUCCUAAAACAUAGGGGAAAAAACGAGGUCAUUUCUACUAAACACUAGAACCUGCCACAGUGAGUUUAAGUGCCUACCUUGCAGCAGUUAAUACUAGAUUGUGUUCUGUCUUUGUUCAAGCAACAGGGCUGCAUUCCUGCUCAAGGAUGAUUUCUUGCUGCUGCUUAUAUUUGUUCUGUUGCUUCUAGGGUGGAGCUGGUUGUUAUUCACCAACUAAGGGAACAGUUAGAGCAGAGAUGAAGAAAUUAUGAACUGUUAUCCUUAUUCUGAGCCUUCUCCUCCUAACCCUUAUUCUGAGCCUUCUCCUCCUAACCCCCAUCAGUUAAGGUUGGGAAGAACAAGAUGCCAUAAUGCCUAUGAAGACUUCUUUAACAAUCUCGUUUGGGUUUUUUUCUAGGUAUAUUAUUAGUGUUUUAUGGUCUGUGUUCUUUAAACAAUAAAUAAAUUGUUCCUUUUAAAUGGA